Molecule: messenger RNA, 604 nt
Organism: Lolium rigidum
Lineage: Eukaryota; Viridiplantae; Streptophyta; Magnoliopsida; Poales; Poaceae
Exons: 2
Coding region: 16-384 (122 amino acids)
Biological process (GO): proton motive force-driven ATP synthesis
Molecular function (GO): proton transmembrane transporter activity
Source: RefSeq, a predicted model, not a curated record
CAGGUUCCGGCGGCGAUGGCGGCGAGGCUCGCGCAGCUGCGGACCAAGGCGGCGCAGGCGGCCGACUUCGCGUCCAAGCACGGCGGCGCAUACUACAAGGAGGCCAUGGAGAAGAACAAGCAGUACGUCGUGCAGCCCCCCACCGUCGAAAAGUGCCAGGAGCUCUCCAAGCAGCUCUUCUACACGCGCCUCGCGAGUCUACCAGGCCGCUACGAAUCAUUCUGGAAGGAGCUUGAUUGUGUGAAGCAGGUAUGGAAGAACAGGAAGGACCUCAAGGUGGAAGACCUUGGAAUCGCGACAUUGUUUGGUGUUGAGCUUUAUGCAUGGUUCUGCGUAGGCGAGAUUGCUGGCAGAGGAUUCACCCUAACCGGCUAUAAGGUCUGAAUUAGAUCUCCUGGCUAAGACCUUGCCUUAUAAUACACCAUUAGCUGUUGCUUGUCGAAAUGACAAAGAUACCUGUCUUCUUUCACAAUUUUGUUUCUGAAAAGUUUCUAGUGCUGAAUGCCAGCAAGACGAGCACACCAUUGUGACGGUGCCUCAAUAAUUUGCUCGCUCAAUUGUCCAUUUCUGUGUUCUGGAACUUGUUCCCAUGACACCUGCCGCA